Myripristis murdjan (pinecone soldierfish) is the source of this 1013-nucleotide messenger RNA. RefSeq names its product ribosomal RNA processing 7 homolog A (gene rrp7a). Bases 49 to 897 code for a protein of 282 amino acids. NCBI's taxonomy places the organism in Eukaryota, Metazoa, Chordata, Actinopteri, Holocentriformes, Holocentridae. Gene Ontology annotation, molecular function: RNA binding. The transcript is spliced from 7 exons. Gene Ontology annotation, cellular component: CURI complex; UTP-C complex. Gene Ontology annotation, biological process: ribosomal small subunit assembly; rRNA processing. The record is from RefSeq and is a predicted model, not a curated record.
UCUCCCUGCGUGUUUGUUUCUGCUUCCGGUGUGAAAGUUCACAACAAGAUGGCGCCGUCUAAGAAGAAACAUGCCAGCGGCCAGACUUGUGUUAUUCCAGGAGGUUUUACAGUGCUGUCUCUGCAGUUUAGCCCCGACAGUCCCGCACAGCACAAGUUGUGUGUGAAGGAGCACAAAGUGCGGGCAGAGAGGAGCUCCCACAGACCCAUGGACAGGACGCUGUUCGUCCUCAACAUCCCUCCGUAUUGCUCAGAGGCCGUUGUGAAGGAGUUAUUCUCCCAGUUUGGCGCUGUUCAGUCCGUGGAGUUGCGAGACCACCCAGGUGCCUUUCAGCACUCGGGACCCAAGUUGGCCACAUUCUUCAAACCGGCUGAAAAAAAGGGUUUCAAAGUGGGCUACGUCAUCUUUCAAAACUCCUCCAGUGUCAGUGCGGCCAAGUCCCACCCACUCGAUGUCCCUUUGGUGGUCUCAGCGGGGCAGCACCCAGUGAGCACGGGUGUACAGAAAUGGAUUCAGCAGUACAGAGAGUCGUUUAUUCAGCCGGACAAACUGCAGCAGACAGUUGACUCCUUCAUGCAAGACUACGACAAGAGGAAAGAGGAGGAAGUGGAACGACAGAAGAGGGAAGCUGAGGAGCAACAGGAGGAUGAGGAGGGUUGGGUGAAAGUCACAAGAGGAAAUAAGGGUGCUAAGGCCCGCCCCCACAGCGAAGCAGCCAACCAGAGGACCCUACAGAAGGAAAUUGUGAAGAAGAAGAGGAAGGAGCUCAUGAACUUUUACACCUGGCAGCACAAAAACACACAGAAAGAACACAUUGCUCAACUAAGGAAAAAGUUUGAGGAGGACAAACAGAAAAUCGCUUUGCUGAGAGCACAAAGGAAGUUCAGACCUUAUUGAAUCAACAGCCGGGACUCUUCUUCAUUCCCCUCAUGACUACUUUCCAUGUUUUUGUUAGCUAUAGGAUAAACAUUUCUAAACAUUUUGCCUAAAUAAAAGUAUUCUUUUGAUUUUUA